Messenger RNA from Suncus etruscus (white-toothed pygmy shrew), 3898 nucleotides. RefSeq names its product 5-oxoprolinase, ATP-hydrolysing (gene OPLAH). Gene Ontology annotation, cellular component: cytosol. Bases 1 to 3870 code for a protein of 1289 amino acids. The transcript is spliced from 26 exons. Lineage: Eukaryota; Metazoa; Chordata; Mammalia; Eulipotyphla; Soricidae. The record is from RefSeq and is a predicted model, not a curated record. Gene Ontology annotation, biological process: glutathione metabolic process. Gene Ontology annotation, molecular function: 5-oxoprolinase (ATP-hydrolyzing) activity.
AUGGCCGGGCCCCCCGGCCGCGUCCACUUCGCCAUCGACCGCGGCGGCACCUUCACCGACGUCUUCGCGCAGUGUCCAGGGGGGCGCGUGCGGGUGCUGAAGCUGCUGUCCGAGGACCCCGCCAACUACGCCGACGCGCCCACCGAGGGCAUCCGCCGCGUCCUGGAGCAGGAGGGCGGCGUGCCGCUGCCCCGGGACCGGCCCCUGGACACCGGCCGCAUCGGCAGCAUCCGCAUGGGCACCACCGUGGCCACCAACGCGCUGCUGGAGCGCACAGGGGCGCGCGUGGCCCUGCUGGUGACGCGCGGCUUCAGGGACCUGCUGCACCUGGGCACCCAGGCCCGGCCGGACCUCUUCGACCUGGCCGUGCCCAUGCCCCAUGUGCUGUAUGAGGAGGUGCUGGAGGUGGACGAGCGCGUGGUGCUGCACCGAGGCGAGCCAGGCGCCGGGUCUCCGGUCAAAGGCUGCACUGGGGACCUGCUGGAGGUGCAGAAGCCUGUGGACCUGGAGCGCCUGCGGGGGCAGCUGGAGGGGCUCCUGGCGCGGGGCAUUUGCAGCCUGGCUGUGGUGCUUAUGCACUCUUAUGCGUGGGCGCAGCAUGAGCAGCAGGUGGGCGCACUGGCCCGAGAGCUGGGCUUCCGACACGUGUCGCUGUCGUCUGAGGUCAUGCCCAUGGUACGAAUUGUCCCUCGGGGCCACACAGCCUGCGCUGACGCCUACCUCACACCAGCCAUCCAGCACUACAUGCAGGGUUUCUGCCGGGGCUUCCAGGACCAGCUCAAGAACGUGCAGGUGCUGUUCAUGCGCUCGGAUGGCGGCCUGGCACCCAUGGAUGCCUUCAGCGGCUCCCGGGCCGUGCUCUCUGGUCCCGCUGGAGGCGUGGUGGGCUACUCGGCCACCACGUACCAGGCAGAGGGUGCGAAGCCUGUCAUCGGCUUUGACAUGGGAGGCACAUCCACCGACGUAAGCCGCUAUGCUGGUGAGUUUGAACACGUCUUUGAGGCCAGCACAGCUGGGGUCACGCUUCAGGCCCCCCAGCUCGACAUUAACACGGUGGCUGCUGGGGGGGGCUCCCGCCUCUUCUUCAGGUCAGGCCUUUUUGUGGUGGGGCCUGAGUCCGCUGGUGCACACCCUGGCCCUGCCUGCUACCGCAAAGGUGGUCCUGCCACUGUGACGGAUGCCAACCUGGUCCUGGGCCGUCUGCUGCCCUCCUCCUUUCCCUGCAUUUUCGGGCCUGGAGAGGACCAGCCACUGUCCCCCGAGGCAUCCAGAAAGGCCUUAGAGGCUGUGGCCGCUGAGGUCAACAACUUUCUGACCCAGGGGCCUAGUCUGGCCACUCCGCUGAGCCUGGAGGAGGUGGCCAUGGGCUUUGUGCGAGUAGCCAACGAAGCCAUGUGCCGGCCCAUUCGGGCCCUCACGCAGGCCCGGGGUCAUGACCCCUCAGCCCACGUGCUGGCCUGCUUUGGGGGAGCCGGCGGGCAGCACGCCUGCGCCAUCGCCCGUGCCCUGGGUAUGGACACUGUGCACAUUCACAGGCACAGUGGGCUGCUUUCUGCCCUGGGACUGGCCCUGGCCGACGUGGUGCACGAGGCCCAGGAGCCCUGUGCCCUGGCCUAUGUGCCUGAGACCUUUGCACAGCUGGACCAGAGGCUCAGCCGGCUGGAGCAGGAAUGUGUGGAUGUUCUGCAGACUCAGGGCUUCUCCAGGUCCCAGAUCAGCACAGAAUGUUUCCUGCACCUGCGUUACCAGGGCACAGACUGUGCGCUCAUGGUCUCGGCACGCCAUCAUCCAGCCACCGAGUCCUCUCCGCGCUCUGGCAACUUCGGGGUGGCCUUUGUGGAGAGGUACAAGAGGGAAUUUGGCUUCGUCAUUCCCGAGCGGCCUGUGGUGGUGGACGAUGUGCGGGUAAGGGGUACCGGCCACAGCGGCCUCCGCCUUCAAGACACCCCCAAAGUACAGACUGGACCGCCCCGAGUUGACAAGAUCACCCAGUGCUACUUUGAGGGCGGGUACCAGGAGACCCCUGUGUACCUGUUGGGAGAACUGGGCUUUGGGCACAAGCUGCAGGGUCCCUGCCUGAUCAUCGACAGUAACAGCACCAUCUUGGUGGAACCGAGCUGCCAGGCGGAGGUGACAGAGACGGGGGACAUCCGUAUUUCCGUGGGGGCUGAGGCCUCCUGCGCAGUGGGUGCCCAGCUGGACCCCAUCCACCUGUCGAUCUUCUCUCAUCGGUUCAUGAGCAUCGCUGAGCAGAUGGGCCGAAUCCUGCAGCGAACGGCUAUCUCCACCAACAUUAAGGAGCGCCUGGACUUCUCCUGUGCCCUCUUUGGGCCGGACGGGGGCCUGGUCUCCAAUGCCCCUCAUAUACCCGUGCACCUGGGUGCCAUGCAAGAGACGGUGCAGUUCCAGAUCCAGCACCUGGGUGCUGACCUCCACCCCGGAGAUGUGCUGCUGAGCAACCACCCCAGUGCCGGGGGCAGCCACCUGCCCGACCUGACAGUGAUCACGCCGGUGUUUUGGCCAGGCCAGAGCAGGCCUGUGUUCUAUGUGGCCAGUCGUGGGCACCACGCGGAUAUCGGGGGCAUCACACCUGGCUCCAUGCCCCCGCACUCCACCUCUCUGCAGCAGGAGGGCGCUGUCUUCCUGUCCUUCAAGCUAGUGCAGGGUGGUGUCUUCCAGGAGGAUGCCGUGACCGAGGCCCUGCGGGCACCAGGCAAGAUCCCCGGCUGCAGUGGGACCCGGAACCUGCACGACAACCUGUCAGACCUGCGCGCGCAGGUGGCAGCCAACCAGAAGGGCAUCCAGCUGGUGGGAGAGCUCAUCGGGCAGUACGGCCUGGACGUGGUGCAGGCUUACAUGGGCCACAUUCAGGCCAACGCGGAGCUGGCUGUCCGGGACAUGCUGCGGGCAUUUGGCGCUGCUCGGCAGGCCCAGGGCCUGCCCCUGGAAGUGUCUGCCGAGGACCACCUGGACGACGGCUCUCCAAUCCGGCUCUGCGUGCAGAUAGACCUGAGCCAGGGCAGCGCCGUGUUUGAUUUCAGCGGCACCGGGCCCGAGGUGUUUGGCAACCUGAACGCCCCACGGGCCAUCACGCUGUCCGCCCUCAUCUACUGCCUCCGCUGCCUGGUGGGCCGAGACAUUCCACUGAAUCAGGGCUGCCUGGCGCCGGUGCACGUUGUCAUUCCCAGAGGCUCCAUCCUGGACCCAUCCCCUGAGGCCGCCGUGGUGGGUGGCAAUGUGCUGACGUCCCAGCGAGUGGUGGACGUCAUCCUGGGCGCUUUUGGAGCCUGCGCUGCUUCCCAGGGCUGCAUGAACAACAUAACCCUGGGUAAUGCCCACAUGGGCUACUAUGAGACGGUGGCAGGCGGCACAGGCGCAGGUCCCAGCUGGCACGGACGUAGCGGUGUGCACAGUCACAUGACAAACACACGCAUCACCGACCCUGAAAUCCUGGAGAGUCGGUACCCAGUCAUCCUUCACCGCUUUGAGCUGAGACCAGGGUCCGGUGGCCGCGGGCGUUUCCGGGGUGGCGAUGGCGUGGUUCGGGAGCUUGUCUUCCGAGAGGAGGCCCUGCUGUCCGUGCUGACGGAGCGCCGUGCCUUCCAGCCCUAUGGCCUGCACGGGGGUGAGCCGGGUGCCCGUGGCCUCAACCUCCUUAUCCGCAAAGACGGCCGCACAGUGAAUCUGGGAGGGAAGACCUCGGUGCCUGUGUACCCCGGGGACAUGUUCUGCCUCCACACCCCAGGCGGGGGAGGCUAUGGAGACCCCAACGAGCCCGCACCAGUGCCACUGGGCUCAGUCUCACAGCCCUCAACCUUCACGGAGCGUGGCAGCGUCUACGAUUACCGAAGGGCCCAGGAAGCUGUGUGAGACCUUCCAGUAAAGUUCCCUGUGACUG